This is a messenger RNA of Megalopta genalis, 2736 nucleotides long. The record is from RefSeq and is a predicted model, not a curated record. Lineage: Eukaryota; Metazoa; Arthropoda; Insecta; Hymenoptera; Halictidae.
UCAUUUUAGGAUGUCGAUCUCCGUGUCCAACACUUCCACAGCUUUUCUCAUCACGGAGAAGGAGGUCAUUAUCAUAUUGACACAACUCCAGAAACUAUUGAAUAUUUAGGGUAUUUCAACUUGGGCACUGUGCUGUAUCGUGUUGAUCAGCCAACGACUGGUCUGGAGUUUGGAAAGGAUUGAUCCGUUUUCUAAGAAUUGUCAUUAGAAUCUUAGCAUAUUUGAUCGCAAUAUCUUAUUCAUACUGUUUUUAAAACCACACAAAUGAUAUAAUAAAAGCAAACGCAUUCUUCGAACAGUGGCUGAAUUAAUUCUACUCGUCCGUACAGUCAUAAUGAAAUUGCCUUUUUAGUAGAUCGUUUAUACGCGUAUCGGUUGUUGUCCCGUGCACUAUAACUAUAGUGCAUAUUUCACACUUUCACAAUUAAGUGUAUUUAAAUCCGAUCACUGUUAUAUUUUCCAAAUCUUCCUACCGUCCUUAAUCCCCCAUAAUCUGUUUGACGUGCAAAGCUGUAUGUUAAUUCUAUCAGACGGCAGACGGUAGACGGCGGUACACCACGAAUAUCUCGUUCAGUAUAAUUGUGUAGUAUAGCUGAUAAGGUAGUCGGGCCAUGAAAAUGAAGUUCAGCAUCGAGUCCACUGCUUCUUACAAUAGUAUACACCCAGCAUACCAUUAUACAGAACAAUUUGCCAACAAUGCUCAAACGUAUCAAGAGGGUACCAAAUGGUUCGGUGUGUUUCUGGCGUUUAUGUCAGGUACAUUUUUCACUAUUAGUUCCGCGUUAGUUAAAGCGAUCCAAAAUGUUGAUCCCAUGGUGCUGCUGGCUAUAAGAGCUAUCUUGCAAAUGCUGGUCAUGGCCGUUACAGCGAUCAGAGCCUCCAAAAGUAUAUUCGGUCCAAAGGAUCAAAGACUGCUCUUGCAUUUCCAGGGAAUAGUAGGUGGUGCUACUCUAUCGCUGCUGUAUUAUAGUUUCCGUGAAUUACCCAUAGGAGAUGCAACGACUAUUAUAUUCAGCUCUCCGGUUAUCGUUAUCGCAUUGUCUUUCAUUUUCUUAAAGGAACCAUGCGGUAUACUACGUGUGAUAGUCAUGUGUUCACUCUUUGCAGGAGUAGUUUUUGUAUCCAAGCCACCAUUUUUAUUCCAGAUGCACAGAGCUGAACCAUAUAAUCUCAUCGGAUACCUGUGUGCUAUCCUAGCAACAGUUUUCACGGCUCUCAAUAUCGUUAUCAUGAGAAAGUGUUCAGAAAUUCAUUACUCUACGAUGAUCUUCAGUUUAUCGUGGUGGUCCCUUGUUACAGCAGUAUUUUUCUUCUGCAUUGUAACGGAGCAACAUGUACAGAAGCUGAAAUUGCCCACUGACUGGUUUACUUGGGCUAAAAUAGCAUUAGUGGCAAUUACUGGAUUGUCCGGUCAAGUUUUAGUGACCAAAGCAUUGAAAAUAGAAGGUGCAGGCAAAGUAUCGGUGACCAGAUCCUUGGACAUCAUAUUGGCCUAUGUUGUGCAAGUGUACUUCUUCGGGGACCAACCAUCUUCUACCAGUAUCAUUGGAGCGUUCUUAAUUAUAGUCUCUGUCGUGUGCAUGGGAUUUGAAAAAGAGAUUUAUAGUGUUUGCGAUUUUAUUCCCUAGUCAAAGAUACAGUAUCUUAAAUUAUUUAUCUGCUCUUAGCGUAAACAUAGAUAAUAUUAUACACAUUUUUAUGAAUGGUGAAAACAUUGUUAUUAUACUACUAAUAUGAUUUUGAUAAUAUAAAGUUUCCAGAUUUUACACAGUAUAAAGACGAUUUCUAUAUGCAACUACCAUUCAUUUACAUUGUUCUUUCACCGCAUUUCGUGUUUUCAUACAUAAACUUUCACCACAUAAAAUUUGCAUUCAGGAUAGAAAGAAAUGUGUCAAGUACUUUAGAGACAAAAGAAUCAACAAAAUUUUCAUAUAAUAUCGUGUUUAUCAUGUAAUCAUAAUCCGCACACUGUUCACUGUUUUAUCAUUAUGGUGUACAAAGUGGCGUUUACGAAAUUUUGAAAUGUAUAACUCAAUACGUAUUUACAAUUGUACAUACACUUUUUUACCAUAUGUAUCUAAAAUUAUCCGUGACUUUGUGCGGAUAUAAUUAAUAGUAUUUCUCGUAAUUACGGAUAAUUUAUUUAAAAAAAAAUACAUCUACGAUUAACAAUAAACCACUGUACCAUAUAUCGAAGAUAAUAAUAUGUACAGUUUUAUCAUUUCUUUUCGACUAUCUCAUCCUUGACAGAUACAAAUAUUAAUCUAAUCCAAAUGACGCUAGUUUAGUGCAUAUAUAUGUCUAUACAUAUUCCUUAGAGCUUAAUUUACAACCGAAGUGAUACAUGUACGUGUUUUCUUCUGAAAGUGUUUAAAAUGUUAUCAUGCAACACAGUAUUAUAUUAUACUACACUACUUAUUUAUAGUUUUCUUAUCCUUUAAAAAAGAAGCUACGGAUACUUACAUGCGAUCAACCGUCUUGGAAAAAGAAGCACUUGGAAAAAAAGAAGAAAGAAUUGUGUACAUGCCCAUUAAUCUUUGCUCUUGUUGCAAAACGUUUUAGACUUUUGUUUCAUAAAAGCUUCCGAUUUCUACUGCCUGCACUGGCUGCCUUAUGCACACAUCAACUCAAAGGAUUUAUUGAAAUCAUUGAAUCCACGCGAAAGAAACAUUAUAUAGCUACCGUUGAACGGGAAUGUAACUGUAACACUCUGAAAUAAAAAUCAUUUGUACACGA